This is a messenger RNA of Penicillium manginii, 1308 nucleotides long. RefSeq lists its product as uncharacterized. The coding region runs from base 1 to 1308 and encodes 435 amino acids. The transcript is spliced from 4 exons. The record is from RefSeq and is a predicted model, not a curated record. NCBI's taxonomy places the organism in Eukaryota, Fungi, Ascomycota, Eurotiomycetes, Eurotiales, Aspergillaceae.
AUGACUGACAAUUCUACAUUUCCAUUUACCGUGACGGAACAUGUUGUCGAUGCGCAGCAUAUCCGUGAAUAUCCGAAUGCCACACGCAGGCGUGAUGCUUCGCUAAAGCUUAUCCUAAAGCAAUACACUCCCAUCGAUAACCCAAGCCCUCAAGCUGGCGACCUAACAAUAAUCGGAGCGCACGGGUGCGGGUUUCCGAAGGAAUUAUAUGAGCCGCUCUGGGAGGACUUACAUACUCGGGGUCAAGUCGAUGGCUAUCGAAUCCGAUCAAUCUGGAUCGCAGAUGUUGUUAGUCUCGGCGCAAGCGGUAUCCGCAAUGAAGAUUCUCUAGGAAAUGAUCCAUCUUGGAUGGAUCACAGCCGCGACCUCCUACACAUGAUCAAUACCUUUCGUGACCAAAUGCCACAGCCGAUUGUGGGCGUGGGACAUAGUAUGGGAGCCGGGCAACUUCUCCUUCUUUCCAUGCUCCAUCCCCGCCUCUUCACAUCGUUAAGUCUCAUCGAGCCGGUCAUCUCGCCCGAUGUCUUCACAGGCCAAGGCCCCAUCUUGGGCAUCGUGUCGCUCAAGCGAAAGGACACUUGGACCUCCAAAUCAGAAGCCAUAAAAGCCGCACGCAAAUCAUACAAACGAUGGGAUAAAAGAGUCCUCGACCGUUGGAUCGAUAACGCAUAUCGCGAGUUGUCGGUUCCAGCAAGCUGUGAUUCAGAUAACCCCCAGGCCGACCGACCCGUUAAACUGGCGAGCUCGAAAUACCACGAAGUCAUGCAAUACCUGCGCCCAAAUCCUCUGGACUACAAACCCGUGGGACAAUACGAGGUCGACGAGAUAUCUCCGCCUCACCACGACCACCUUCUUUAUCCCGAUAUCAUCGGUCCUCCGCACGCAACCUCGCCAUUCUAUCGGUACGAGCCUAUUAUGGCCUGGCAGAUGCUCAAGCACAUCCGCCCCGCUGUCCUCUAUCUCCAUGGCGACAGCAGCCCAAUUGCCAGCCCUGAAGUGUUGGCCAAGAUGUUGAAUCGGACUGGGACUGGGGUCGGUGGAAAUGGCGGUGUCCGAGAGUCGCGCGUGCAGCAGAGGAUUCUGAAAGGGUCGCACCAAUUGCCCCUCGAGAAGGUCGCGGAGACAGCAGCGGCCGUUGGUCCUUGGAUUGGUCAGUCCGCGCAAAGUUGGAAAGAUGACGAAGCGCGUCUGGAUGAGGGGUGGGCGCAACAAUCUAUGAGUGAGCGGUUGAAGGCCAUGGAUAAUUGGGUGCCUGUGCUGCAAGGACUUCAUAAGGCUGAUACACAGAAGCGAGACUCGAGGCUCUGA